AUGGACUUCCACAGGAAUGACAGAGUGGGCCUCCUGUCUCCUCUAGAAGAGUCCAGCGCAGAGAUCAGCCGAGACAGCGGCAUAGUGUCACAAAGUGCGAGUAGUUUGUCGAUGGUGAGCGACAUCUGGAGCAGCGGAACUGUGUCGCAGAGUCCCAGCUUCGGAGCAGCAGCGGCGGCUAACCUGGGCGCACACAGCCCGAGUCUGGGCGAUGCUCCGGGGGCAAACUCCGACGGACGGGUGCAAGUAGAAGCGGAGGAGGACAAGGAACUACUGCGGGAAACAGCGGCAAGCUAUUCGGCCUACAUACGAGCCACUGCCGGGGAAGAGGUCUUGUGUCUGGAGAAAAGUUUGGAAGAAAUGUUGACGAGAGUGGAUGAAUUUGUCGGGAUGUUAGAUAUGAUUCGGAAUGAUACAUCUCAGAUUGUGAAUGAAAACCUACCUCAAAUCCAACAGAAAUCUGAAGAAAUGAGACAAAUAUACAGGCGGAUAGAUAAACUAGAGGCCUUUGUGAAAAUGGUUGGAGCCAAUGUUAAUGCGAUGGAAGAGCAGGUCACGCAGGCAGAGGGAGAACUAGGAACAUUACCCAGUGCUUUCAAAAAAAUGUUCCGAACAAUGACAGUUCCCACUUUUCUAAAUAAACAGUCCAGCCCGAGACGACCAGCUGCGCAUCAGCGACAGGAGGAAGCGGGAAUCCCAGCACAGGCUGUGACUGCUGUGUCUGCACACUGUCCCCACGCUGACUCGGCCUCGUUUUCAAAAGUCGGAUAUAACUGCAAAGGUCCAGCGCUCGUCAUGGACUGGCAGGAGCUUGGGAAGAUUUUUGUCCAAACUUACUAUCAACAGUUCGACAAUACAGAUAGAAGUAGUCUUGGUUUGAUUUAUUCUGAUUCUGCUGUUUUGACAUGGGAAGGAACGCUAUUUCAAGGACGUGAAGCUAUAUCCGGGAAACUAGGAAGCCUGCCUUUUAAGCGAAUUAAACAUAUCAUCACUGGGCAAGACUUUCAACCCACAGUAGAUGGAUGUAUUCUGAUCAUGGUGUUCGGACAAUUACAGGCAGAUGACGAUCCUCCUAUGGGCUUUCACCAAGUGUUCAUGUUGAAGUCGGCGAAUGGUCAAGCGUGGGUGUGCACAAAUGACGUAUUUCGUUUGGGAAUACAUAAUAUUGCUGUGUAG
Knipowitschia caucasica is the source of this 1176-nucleotide messenger RNA. NCBI's taxonomy places the organism in Eukaryota, Metazoa, Chordata, Actinopteri, Gobiiformes, Gobiidae. The record is from the annotation of a GenBank genome assembly.